Suillus fuscotomentosus is the source of this 981-nucleotide messenger RNA. RefSeq lists its product as uncharacterized. The record is from RefSeq and is a predicted model, not a curated record. Bases 1 to 981 code for a protein of 326 amino acids. The transcript is spliced from 5 exons. NCBI's taxonomy places the organism in Eukaryota, Fungi, Basidiomycota, Agaricomycetes, Boletales, Suillaceae.
AUGCCAAAUAUCAGUUCCACAUGCGAAACUACCUACAAGACUAAUUUUCUUGGAAUUGAACAGAACGAGACAGCCCUGCUAGCUUGGCUCCAUACAGAGGGACGUGACACGCUUCCAGACUCCCUCUUGACCACAGCUUCCGUGCUAUUUGGAUGGGUCGACACUCAUGAUAUUAUGGCUCUCCUUGACGUAAGCCUCAGAGAGGUCACGAUGCAGAAGCAGCUUCAGCAAGAGGAGGAUAUGAGUUACGCGGGAUUCCGUUCGCAGGGGGCAUGUUUAAUGGAGGAUAGGAUGCAUCGGGCUCAGAUGGAGAUUUCAUUGUUUAGUAAUGCUAUUGCAAACUUAUGCGAAUACCUGGAAACUAGAAAUUACCCAAUUAGCACACAGAAGCCGUCCACAGUGAACACUAUCACAUAUGUGGAAGCAUGCCCAGAGCUCAGCCCAAUCAGAUUCAAUCACUUUGAACCUUCAAAGGUCAUUCAAGACAAAUGCAAUGCAUGGCUUCAUGCGCCAUCCCAUUUUCUGAACAUCACGCAGGCUGAUUCCAAUGCAACUGGAAUACUCGGUUCCCCGAAAGCAGUAGAAAUUUCUCUCAUGCCUGACGAUCAAUUUCUUUCCCUCCCUCAUUCACUAAAAACUUGGGUUGAUAACGUCAUGUAUCGUGCAUACAUGAGCGCGACCUUUGCAGAAGCCAAGCCCCUGUAUGUUCACGAUGAUGACAGCUUCAAAGCAAAGGAGCAGAAGACUCCCAAGGUUCUCAAGUCUGACAUCUAUAUUCUGGGCCUAAAGAAGCAACGCGUGCAGUCCGAAGUGGACAUGCUUUCCGAAGCCAUAUCACGCAUUUCUGAGUUCGGUGAUGACGUCACAUCUUCUGGAAGCGCCAUGACACACGCAUCAUUUGUGCCUGACAACUACAUUGAAGAUGGGUUUGACGAUUGGGUGUCGACCUCGUAUGCCUCUUCCGAUGUUGAAUUGCUGUGA